AUCGAACUUCCGGUUCCAAGAACGACCACACCGGAAGUGGAAACGGACUCGAUCAAAAUGUUGGAAAUAUACUAAGAGAAAAAGCGAAUGUGAUAAACGCCGCUGAUGGUGUAAAUAGUAUAAAAAGUAAACCUGUAAGCUCAAGUGAUACUAGGAGUUACAAAGCUCCAAUAUAUUAUGAUUGUAGUAAGAUGGAUACUACUUCUGAAAUGUUGUCUAUGCAUCCCAAACGGUAUAACCCUAAAUUUAAAAACCCGUGCUGGUACGAAGACCUAACGGUUCCGGCAGUGUACGCUCAUAACAAGUUUUCAGGCUAUUUUCACAGUGUGAAGACAAUGUUUCGGGAACUGACCAAUAUCUGGCAGAAAACCAUAGAGGAGGACUCGAACCCUAAAAGAUUGAGGUGUUUACCCUAUUUCUUUAUUGCCGGUCAGCCGAAAUGUGGCAGUACAGAUCUGUACCAAAAGAUAUCUUCACAUCCGGAUGUUUCAAUGCCUCCUAAUAAAGAAUAUCAUUGGUGGGCUAGAAGGAGAUUUGGUUCGAAAUCGAACAAUUCGUCUAGCCUGUCAUUCGAUGACUAUACUGAUCUCUUUGAUAAAGUAGCUUUGUACAUUGAACAUGUCCACGACUCAACUCGAGCAGGUGACCAAGAGGAUUACCAUCCACUGAUUACAGGUGAUGCCUCAGCAUCAACUCUCUGGGAUAAUGACGAGUGGUGGAGCCUGAAAGAAAACUGUGGUGCGACUGAACCACGGUUCACCAAUGCAGAUUAUAUCCAUCAUUUCUUACCUCACGCUAAAAUUAUCGUUAUAUUACGGGACCCUGUCGAUAGGUUGUGGUCUGAUUAUCUUUAUUUUCUAAAAUCAAUGAAAUCGGCUGAGGAUUUCCAUAAAAAUGUUGCAAUGUCUAUAGACUCCUUUGAAACCUGUUUACUUGAAAAUACCUUCGCGUCUUGUAUAAAUAAUAAAACUAUAGCUAAUUUAGCAAGAGUUAGAUUAAGAAUUGGCAUAUAUUAUUCCUAUAUAGAGACAUGGCUCAAUAUUUAUCCACGUGAUCAAUUUUUUAUCCUGCGACUGGAAGACUAUGCCAGUAAUAUCAGGAACGUGAUGAAAAGAGUUUUUAAAUUCCUCGGAUUAAGGGAUUUGACCAGAGAAGAAGCAGAUUAUAUUCUCGGACAACCAGUCGCUAAUACCAGAAAGAAAGGUGAUAGAAAAUUUGGAAAAAUGAAAGAGGAAACUCGGAAAUUGCUCGGGGAUUUUUAUGAACCGUAUAAUAAAAAAUUGUCGGCAUUAUUAAACGAUAACCGGUUUAUGUGGAAAGACAAAUCCGACGAAAGACAGAAGUAUGCGACUGAGAGUUCCGUUUUCGACGAGCUCGGUGAUUAUCGUGAAAAACGUUCGGGACGUUCCUUAAAAGGAUCGUCGCAUAGUAAAUUAUUAAAAUCGUUAAGACAAAGAAUUAAAAACUGUGAAGACAAAAACACGUAA
Lottia gigantea (owl limpet) is the source of this 1487-nucleotide messenger RNA. RefSeq lists its product as hypothetical. The transcript is spliced from 7 exons. NCBI's taxonomy places the organism in Eukaryota, Metazoa, Mollusca, Gastropoda, Lottiidae. The record is from RefSeq and is a predicted model, not a curated record. Gene Ontology annotation, biological process: hexose biosynthetic process. Gene Ontology annotation, molecular function: N-acetylgalactosamine 4-sulfate 6-O-sulfotransferase activity. The coding region runs from base 192 to 1487 and encodes 431 amino acids.